Phytophthora sojae is the source of this 1509-nucleotide messenger RNA. RefSeq lists its product as hypothetical. NCBI's taxonomy places the organism in Eukaryota, Oomycota, Peronosporomycetes, Peronosporales, Peronosporaceae. The coding region runs from base 1 to 1509 and encodes 502 amino acids. Gene Ontology annotation, molecular function: IMP dehydrogenase activity. Gene Ontology annotation, cellular component: cytoplasm. The record is from RefSeq and is a predicted model, not a curated record. Gene Ontology annotation, biological process: GTP biosynthetic process. The transcript is spliced from 4 exons.
AUGAGCAGCGUUGACGAGAGCCUCUUCGAUGGUGUGAGCGCCAAGCAGCUCUUCCACAACAAGGACAGCAACGGUCUCACCUUCGAUGACGUCAUCUCUCUGCCUGGACACAUCAACUUCGGUGUGCAAGAUGUGGAUGUGGCGACGCGUCUGACCAAGAAGAUCAAGCUGUCGGCGCCUAUUGUGAGCUCCCCCAUGGACACGGUGACGGAGGCCAACAUGGCCAUUGCCAUUGCCCUUCAGGGCGGUCUGGGCUUCCUGCACUGCAAUAACUCAAUUGAGCAGCAGGCUGAGAUGGUGCGCGCGGUCAAGCACUACGAGAACGGCUUCAUCCCCGAGCCGAAGGUGCUGAGCCCGUCCAACUCUGUGGCUGACCUCGACGAGCUGAAGGUGUCCGGCGUGCCUAUCACGGAGGAUGGAAGCGUCAAGGGCAAGCUCGUUGGCCUGGUCACGAGCCGCGAUGUCGACUUCCUGGAGGACCGCUCGGUCCCUCUGUCGAGCAUUAUGGUGCCCCUCGAGCAGCUCGUAGUUGGCAAGUAUCCGAUCUCGCUUGAGGAGGCGAACAAGGUGCUGAAGGAGGCCAAGAAGGGCACGCUUCCCAUCGUGGACGCGUCGGGCAACCUCGUGUCGCUCAUGACUCGCCUUGACCUGCUCAAGCACCGCGACUACCCGAACGCUGUCCGUGACCCGGAGACCCAGAAGCUUCUGGUGGGCGCUUCCGUGUCGGUUAACGAGCAGGCGAAGCCGCGUAUCGACGCGCUUGCGGCUGCUGGGGCCGACGUUAUUGCGCUCGACGCCCGCCAGGGUGACAGCGAGAUUCAGAUUGAGCUGGUCAAGUACAUCAAGCAAACGCACCCGUCGGUCGAAGUUGUCGGUGGCAACGUUGUGACCAUGAAGCAGGUGCAGCACCUGCUGGACGCUGGUGUGGACGGCGUGCGUGUUGGUAUGGGUGUGGGCUCCGUGUCCACCUCGCAAGUUGUGAAGGCUGUGGGUCGUGCCCAGCUGUCGGCCAUCUACAACACUGCCCUUCUGGCGAAGGACUUUGGUGUCCCCGUCAUUGCCGACGGUGGCAUUGGCAGCCCUGGUGCUGCGAUCAAGGCCCUCUCCCUGGGCGCUUCGGUUGUGAUGAUGGGCUCGAGCCUUGCUGGCACUGCGGAGGCCCCCGGCGACUACUUCUUCCAGGACGGCAUGCGUCUCAAGCACUACUACGGCAGCGGCAGCCACGAGUACUACCGCCACGGCGACCCCGACCACGCUGCCGCCUCUGCGAGCCACGUUGCUGUCGGUGUGUCCGGUGCCGUCGUGGACCAGGGCAGCGUGCACAAGUACCUGCCGUACAUCCAGCAGAGCAUCCGCCACGGCUUCCAGGACCUGGGCGUGCGUUCCAUCCCGCAGCUGCACGUCUCGCUUUACUCGGGCGAGCUGCGCUUCGAGCGCCGCACCAUCAGCGCGCAGAAGGAGGGCGGCGUGCACGACCUGUUCACCUACUCCAAGCAGCUGUACGCCUAG